Molecule: messenger RNA, 1949 nt
Organism: Ambispora leptoticha
Lineage: Eukaryota; Fungi; Glomeromycota; Glomeromycetes; Archaeosporales; Ambisporaceae
Source: the annotation of a GenBank genome assembly
GUCAAUUAGCUCAGGGAUUGGAUGAAGCAAUAAAAACCAUGCUUGUUGGUGAGAAAAGCGAAAUUUUAUUAACGUCAGAACAUGCUUAUGGGAAAGUUGGAUGUCUUCCAUUCAUUCCUCCUAAUGCUGAUCUAAAGUAUGAAGUAGAGGUAUUGAGAUUCACAGAACAACCAAUAAAACGCAAGUUACUUAAACUGACAAGAUUAAAGGAGGAAGGCAAUGAAUAUUUCAAAAAGAGCGAUUCGAAACGGGCGAGAGAUUAUUAUCAAAAAGCCCUCAGAAUCAUUGAGGACGAAGCAACAGAAUAUGAACAAGAUCCAUCAACAUCAGAUGCAGCUGUAACUGAAACAGCAGGAUCAAAAAUAUCAAAAAGAAUCAUAAACAAAGAAUUUCAAGAAUUAUUUGUCAUCCUAAAUUCUAAUACUGCCGCCUGUUUUUUAGCAGAACGAGAUUUCGUGGAUGCGAAAAAACAUUGUAAAGAAGUUCUUGAACAAGACCCUAAUAACAUCAAAGCACUUUACAGACUUGGCCAAGCAUUACUCGGAAUGAAUGAGUUUGAUGAAGCGGCUAAACAUGUAGAUCGAGGGUUAUUGAUUGCACCAAACGAUAACUCGCUUAAAUUUUUAAAAGAAAAAAUUGCGUCUGCAAGAAUUCAAUCCGAGAAAAAAGAAAAGAAUAUUCUUACUAACGAGGCUGAUUCCGAUCCAAUUAAGAAUGCUGGUACUAGCCAUGAGCAAAUAGUCACGCCAUGGGAUGUAGAAGGGGCGGUAAUUGAGGGGCAAGCGCAAGCUAUAGAUUACGAUAAGCUAAUCCAGCAGUUCGGUACAAAACCGAUAACUAACGAGUUGUUGACAAGAUUAGAGAAUUUGACGGGGAGAAAACCACAUCUUUUAUUGAGGAGGGGCGUGUUUUUCUCGCACAGAGAGCUUGAGAAUAUUCUUAAUCGAUAUGAACAAAAGAAACCGUUCUUCUUGUACACUGGUCGAGGACCUAGUAGUACAAGCAUGCAUCUUGGUCACAUGAUUCCAUUUGUGUUUUGCAAGUGGUUGCAAGAAGUAUUCGAUGUUCCUCUGGUGAUUCAAUUAACAGAUGACGAAAAAUUCCUUUUCAAGAACGAUUUGACACUUGAUAACGCGUACAAAUUUGCAUAUGAGAAUGCGAAAGAUAUUAUCGCGUGUGGUUUCAAUUUGGAGAAAACGUUUAUUUUCUCGGAUUUUGAUUACGUUAGAGGAGCUUUUUAUCAAAACGUAGUAAGAAUCGCAAAAAGCAUCACGACUAGUCAAUCGAAAUCGACAUUUGGAUUCAACGAUAGUGACUGCAUUGGAAAAAUUCAUUUCGUAGCAAUCCAGGCUGCUCCUUCUUUUUCAAACUCGUUUCCACAGAUAUUUGGCACGAAAAGUGAUAUUCCAUGCUUAAUUCCUUGUGCUAUUGAUCAAACAAACCCCUCUUUAGCCACCGCUCGUGGGAAAGCAGAAUUUGGUGCUCACAAGCUCAAAUACCCAAAGCCAAGUUUAAUCCAUGCGAAGUUUUUCCCAGCACUUCAGGGACCUCAAACUAAAAUGUCAGCAUCGAUAGACAAUUCGGCGAUAUUUCUAACAGAUACAGCCAAUCAAAUAAAGAAAAAAAUCAAUAAAUAUGCUUUUUCAGGAGGUGGUGAUACACUAGAAUUACAUCAACUAAACGGUGGAAACCCAGAUGUCGAUGUUGCCUAUCAAUAUUUAUCAAUGUUCCUGGACGACGAUGAUGAAUUAGAUAACUUAUAUAAAACAUACAAAUCGGGUGAGUUGAUGACAGGCGAGCUAAAAGCUAAAUGCAUUGAGGUCCUCCAAAAAUUCGUGGGCGAUUUUCAAAAGCGUAAAUCUGAGAUAACAGAUGAUCUGGUUAAACAAUUCAUGGACCCAACCCGCAAAAUUGUAGUUGAAGGUCUUGAUGCGAAGCAGAAAACUUAG